Molecule: messenger RNA, 2763 nt
Organism: Culex quinquefasciatus (southern house mosquito)
Lineage: Eukaryota; Metazoa; Arthropoda; Insecta; Diptera; Culicidae
Product: pyruvate dehydrogenase phosphatase regulatory subunit, mitochondrial
Exons: 4
Coding region: 32-2671 (879 amino acids)
Cellular component (GO): mitochondrial matrix; mitochondrion; cytoplasm
Molecular function (GO): protein binding; oxidoreductase activity
Source: RefSeq, a predicted model, not a curated record
CGUCGCUGGAUAAUUGAUACGACCUCCUCGGAUGAAUUAUAUUACGUGCACGCGGUCGGCCUGCUGCAGGCAUUUCAGCGGCACGGCAGCGGUGUCCCAGACCGCAGCCCGGGUCGUCAUCGCCGGUGCCGGCCUGUUGGGCAACUCGGUGGCUUACCAUCUGACGCAGAAUGGCUGGAACAACGUGAUUGUGCUGGACCAACGCACCAUCGGCAGCGGGACGUCGGAUUUUGGCAGUGGAACCAUCGGACUGUUCAAACCCAGCCCCGAGCGGAACAUAAUCCUGGAAAGCGUCAAAUUGUACGAACGACUGCAACGAGCUGGCCACAACGUGGGCCUUAAGCGCUGUGGCAGCCUGAACCUAGCCCAAACGCACGACCGCGUUGUCGCGCUCAAGCGAAGAAUCGCGUACAACAUGCCCGCCGGGCUGUACUGCGAGCUGAUUGACGCGGAGACGGUCCGAAACUUGCAUCCGCUGCUAAACGUUGACGACAUCCAGGGAGCGGUCUACGUGCCGAAAGAUUGCAUCGCCGAUCCGGCCCUAGUGCUAGAAGUUCUAGCCAAACUCUCCAAACAGGCGGGCGUCAAGUACUUUGAAAAUUGUCGCGUCGAGUUCGUCAACACCAAAGGCGGACGCGUCGAAAGCCUCGAAACGGACAUCGGCACUAUCAAGUGUGAAUACUUCAUCAACUGCACCGGCAUGUGGUCCCGCGAGCUUGGCCUACGCUGCAAACGACCCGUGCGCAUCCCAGCCUACCCGGCGCAACAUUUCUUCGCCGUCACAGCAGGUCUCAACCUCCCCGAGGCGAAACUACUGCCCUGUGUCCGAGACUACGACUCGAACAUGUACGCGAGACAACUCGGCAGCGAGAUGAUGGUCGGUUGGUUCGAGAAAGCGGCCAAACCCGCCUUCGAAAACAUCAAAGAUAUCCCGAAAAACUGGAAGGAACACAUCGAGGACAGCGCGCCCAACCAUUGGGAACCACUGUGGGACAAGGCGGUGGACCGGAUUCCACUGCUCACAGAUUCCGGCGCACCAACAAUCACCAACAGUCCGGAUAACUUCACCCCGGACGGGCGCUGGAUCUUCGGCGAAACUGCCGAGGUGAAAAAUUACUACGUGGCAUGCGGCAUGAACGGAAACCCGCUGCAAGGUUCCGGCGGAGUCGGCAAAGCACUGGCCGAGUGGAUCGUGAACGGAACGCCGACCAUCGAGAUGCUGCCGUUCAACAUUCAGCGCUUCCUGGAUCUGCACAACAACCGGCAGUAUCUGCAGCACCGCAUUCGCGAAGUCGUCGGCCGGCAGUACGCGAUUCUCUAUCCGAACCAGAGCGAGUACAAAUUUGCCCGCCAGUUGCGAUGCUCGCCGCUGUACAGCGAGCUGGAAACGCGCGGGGCCGUGUUCGGAACGAAGAUGGCCUACGAGCGGGCGCUGUACUUUGAUUCGGAUUAUGAGCGUGGUUCCCCCCUCCCAACGAUGCCACCCGGCAGCUUCUACAAGCCAAAGUUCUUCAAGCACAUGCAGAAGGAGUAUUACGCGUGUGCCCACCACGUUGGCAUCAUCGAUAUCUCCUCCUUCUCGAAGAUUGAAAUAAAACCAGGCGUCCGGAGCGGCGACAGCAACCGGAACAGCGUGCUGGAAUACCUGCAGAAGAUGUGCGCCAACGAUGUGGACAUCGAGAUCGGGCACAUCGUCCACACGGGAAUGCUGAACGAGCGGGGUGGCUACGAGAACGAUUGCAUGUUGAUCCGACAGAGCCGGGAUCAUUACUUUAUGAUUUCGCCGUCGUCGCAGCAGACGCGGAUUUAUGACUGGAUGUCGCGGAAUCUGUUUGCGGACGCCAGUGUCAAGCUGAACGACGUAACGUCCAUGUACACCGUCAUCAACGUGGUUGGGCCGAAGGCGACGCAGUUGAUGAGCGAGCUGUCCAACUCGAACUUAAAGCUGCAGCCGUUUAUCUACAAGAAGCUGAACGUGGGAUAUGCCAGCGAUGUGAUGAUCAUGACCUUUACCCACACCGGGAUGCCUGGUUAUUGUUUGUACGUUCCGUCGGAGUACGCGCUGCACGUUUACAAUCGGUUGAUGACCAUCGGGCGGGAUUACGGCGCACGGGAUGUGGGCACGCUGACGCAGCGGUAUCUGCGAAUCGACAAGUUUAUCCCGUUCUGGGGCGACGAGCUGACGAGUCUGACGACGCCGUUCGAGGCCGGAGUGGUGUAUUCGAUUUCACAAUUGAAGAAAAAAGCAAACUUUAUCGGGCGGGCGGCCCUCGAGCAGCAGAAGCAGCAGGGGCUAACCAAGCGGCUGGUUCUGUUCCACCUGGAGGACAUUGACGUCGACAAGGACGUGUGGCCAUGGGGUGGUGAACCACUUUAUCGCAACGGGGAAUACUGCGGAACGGUGACCUCGGCGGGGUACGGAUUCGCGUCGGAAAAGCUGGUCUGCCUGGGGUACAUCAACCGGUCAACGCGGGACACGUCCAAGAUCAUAACCAACGAGUACAUCAUGGACAAGAGCGCCGUGUACCACAUUGACAUUGCCGGGCGGUUGUUCCGUCUCACGCAGCACAUCCAUCCGAAGGCGGCCCUCGGUCAGGCCCUGGCCGAGCGUGAGGCAAGCAAAACAUAUCGACCCACCGUGGUCAAGUUCAAGAAGCAAUUCGAAACCUAAACGUCUCAACAGUCCAUGACAUUCUAGUAGAUAUAGUAACGCGAUGUGAUACCCUUUCUCAGCUAGUCAAUAAAUGUUUUAUCUCACAGGAA